AUUAGCGAAUAGUUGACAUGUAUAUAUCAUCGUCUAGCUUCGAUUCACCUGUUGAGAGAACUGUAUAUAUAAGUACACACCUACCACAUGCCUCAGCGGAGAGACUAGACUAAGCAUAAUAAGAAGACAUUCAGUGGCUAUUCACCGUUGUAAGCUCAUUUUCUUAGGUGCACUAUGGCGAGUGCCAAGAAUGCAGACAGCUAUAGACUCAUCGUGAUGGGCGAUGGUGCUGUGGGAAAAUCGUGCAUGACCAUCAUGUUCACAAGGGGGCAAUUUGUAGAUGAUUACGACCCCACAAUCGAAGAUGCCUAUCGAAAGUCAUGCUCGAUUGAUGAAGAAGCUGUAUUACUUGACAUCCUCGAUACGGCUGGUCAAGAAGAAUAUAG
Molecule: messenger RNA, 386 nt
Organism: Sphaeroforma arctica JP610
Lineage: Eukaryota; Ichthyosporea; Ichthyophonida
Source: the annotation of a RefSeq genome assembly